Molecule: messenger RNA, 1259 nt
Organism: Aspergillus wentii DTO 134E9
Lineage: Eukaryota; Fungi; Ascomycota; Eurotiomycetes; Eurotiales; Aspergillaceae
Exons: 3
Coding region: 1-1092 (363 amino acids)
Molecular function (GO): metallopeptidase activity
Source: RefSeq, a predicted model, not a curated record
AUGUUGGUCGGUUAUUGCAAAGGCUGGCUGUUGCCAGUGCUACUUGGGGUCGUAUUCAACUCGUGCAGUGUUCGCACUGCAGAUAUGAGCGAUCUUUUUCGAGUAUCUAGUGGGAGUGACGAGACAGGCAAUUGUGAUGCAUACACGGACUUGCUGGAUCUUUAUUUGAAAGAGUCUAAAGUGCUAAGCAAUGUUCUCAUGCAGGCCAUUGAAAACUAUCAAACCGACACCGUGGUUCAAAGGCUUCUCACUUCGUAUUUCGGCAUCGAGUAUGAUUACAAAAAUGGGGAGAUCGCAAAAGAAAGUCAAGAAAGUUGGAUGUCUUUCGUUACACUACGAAUGGAAUUCCAUGCAUUUGGCCCGCAAGGAAAUGGGAUCGAGCUCGAUGGAAGCGACGAGGAAGACCCUGAAGCAGUCUACUACCCUACAAUUACAGAUGUCUACGCCACCGGUCUGGACGAGAGGUCGCCGUCAAAGACUAAGCCAUACUGGAUUCAGCCACUGGGUGGAUAUGUCUUCCUUGGAUCCAAUGUGGGAGACAAUCUUUGCGAUUAUGUAGAAGAGGGACGAGUCGUGGUCGCGUACACUGCACGGGGCGUGGAGGAGAUAACGAGAAUCCAGGGCGAUGACAGCGUCACGAUCCCCGCCUUUCCGGAUGGCCUUCUUUUGUGUCCUCGUCUUAUGAAUAAGGAGGUUGCUCCAAUGCAUUCUCUGGGCGAUAUACCAUACAUCGAUAUCCAUGACAAUGUCUACUUGUCCGAUAUCCUACCUGAAAGUAGCUAUUUGUUUCAUGAAGUGACACAUCUCGUUACUACAUGGCGCCUUUAUGGCGGCCGCGAAGAGAAGGUCACAGAUUUCGCUUAUGACGUCCUAGAGUGCAUUCAGCUAGCAGCAGGAGCCCGUGAAAAAGUACGAAGGUAUUAUGCUACUCUGAACGCGCAAUCAUUUGUGUACUUCGCCAUGUCCUACUGGUAUUACCUCCAAGAGUGGCAUGGAAGAGAUCCCAUCACAUUCUAUGCCGGGAGGGCGGUUUCGUCAGAUUGGAUGGGAGAUUCAGUUUCCGAUUCUGGAUCGGGGGCAAAAUCUGAAUAAGCAGUUGGAGGAAGUAUAUAAUAUUGGAAAGGCAUCUAUGGAGAAACUCGACCGAGAUCCAGCGCUGCGGCCAUGUUAAAAUUCAUAUAUUUGUGAUAGGAAUGCCAGUGUUCAGCAAUGCAGACCGGAUCGAUUCCGAAGCCCAAACUUGCGCCAUUGCUCGCGGG